CCUGAGGAUUUCGAUCUGACAAAAUCCUCUUCGUGGGAGUCGGGUAUACUGCUUAACUGAGCAGUGACUACCGAGUCCUUUAAAACAGGCCCGAAGUUGCCAAUGGGGAUACUAGUACGCUUCAGAUACCCUUCAAGAUCAGUGAUUGAACGACCUAAGUACCAUGUCCACGAUAUACUCGCUCAACCACCUUAUAGCCGAACGUGCUCGCAAUCACCCAAACCUUGAAAUCUUGGGCAUACCAGACAAGGACUUCAAUUGCAUCAAGUAUACUCUGGCUGACCUCGAUGCGUCAGCGUCCUUGUUGGCCCACCACCUACGGGAUAACGGACUACUCAAUGGACGUUCCAAAGGGGAUACCACCAGUAGGAUGACAGUUGGAAUCCUAGGCGUUAGCAACAUAAGUUAUGUAGUGACCGAGUUGACGCUUUAUCGAAUGGGCUACUGUGUACUCUUCUUGUCGCCGAAUAACUCUCCUUCUGCGAUUGCCCACCUCUUGACCGUGACAAAUGCAACCCACAUAAUAGUGCAAGACCUGCUACUACCUUCCGCAACAGCAGCUCUUACCCAUCUCAGCAACCCCGGUGCUGUGACGAUCAUCAACCAGCCUUCACCUGACGUCUUCGGCCCAGCCGCUCGUUGUUCGUACCCAGAGAAGACGCGAUGGGAUCCUGUAUUAAAGUGGGAGGAUGAAUCUCUUCUUCCAGUUACGACCAUCCACUCGAGUGGCUCCACUGGUUUCCCAAAGCCAAUUACUGUAACCAACAGAGUGGCUAUCAGCAACUGCGUGAAUUUCGGUCUCACGACUUUAACGACCUUGCCGUUGUAUCAUGCACACGGUCACUGCAUUCUUCAUCGUGCAAUCUAUUCUACAAAACCACUGUACCUCUUCCCAACUGGAUCAAUACCAUUGACAUCCGCCAACGUUAUCAGGCUUCUCAAGCAAGCUCCGGACGUGGAGUUACUAUCUGGCGUUCCUCUAGCAUUAAAACUCCUCGCUGAGACCACUGAAGGUCUGCAGAUCCUGAAGAGUCUCAAGCUUGUCUUGUUCGGCGGUAGCGCAUGUCCUGACAAGCUCGGUGACUUCCUUGUCAACGAGGGCGUCCGCUUGGUUGGCCAUUAUGGUCUUACUGAAAUGGGUCAACUCAUGACGUCUCUCCGGGACUUUGAGACUGACAAGGGCUGGAAUUGGACGCGUGCUAAGGGGCCGCAUGUAAACACGAAUGUGAUCGACUACCUGCGAUUCGAACCUCGGGGCGGGGAUACCUAUGAACUGUUCGUUUUAGAUGGCUGGCCCAUGAAGGUUCUGACCAACCAACCCGAUGGGUCAUACGCAACAAAAGAUCUAUUUAUCAAGCAUCCCACCAUCCCAGAUACAUACAAGUUCAUCGGGAGAAUCGACGACACCUUGGUCAUGGUUAAUGGCGAGAAGACGAAUCCUGUCCCUAUGGAACUCACACUUCGCUCGUCGCCCUACAUUGCGGAUGCCAUCAUCUUCGGCGCCGGCCGCAUUCAAAUUGGAGCUCUGAUUCUUCCAUCCAAAAUCGUAAAAGACUGCUCUCCUUCGGAGCUCGCUAAGCUUGUGGCGCCUAUCGUCGCCCUCGCCAAUGCCGAGGCCCCCUCGCACUCACAGCUUGUGUCGGAAGCCAUCGAGUUUCUCCCUUACGGCACGGUGAUUCCCCGUGCUGAUAAGGGCAGCAUUGUGAGACCCCGGGUGUACAAGGAAUUUGAAGGCGUCAUCAACGAGGUCUAUAAACGACUAGAGGGUGACAUUGACGAGGACGGGAAGAGACGACUGACCGAUGAGGCGGAGGCGAGAACAGCCAUCAGAGAUAUAAUCAGCAAGACGGUCGAUAGACCGAUCGACAACUUAGAAGAUGACACCGACCUGUUCGAUUUCGGGCUGGACUCGUUGCAGUCUAGCAGAAUACGAAACACCAUUAAGAGAGAGAUCUACCUAGGUGGCAAGAAGCUGUCUCCAAACGUCGUUUUCGAACAUCCUUCUAUCACGCAGAUUGCCCGACUCCUAGUUGCAACGUCCUCUGGCAAUGAAGGUACUCUGGCGCGACGAAGCUCGCUCGAGAUCAUGCUGGAACUUGUUAAGAAGUACAGCUCUUUCACUUAUACACACAAGGCUCAUGUCAAUGGAACAAAUGGAGCUGCAAGUAUCUCAGUCACGCCUCGCGUUGUUGUGUUGACUGGUGCGACUGGGUCUCUGGGAGCAUAUAUUCUGGAUGAACUACUUUCGGACCCUUCUGUGGCCACUGUUUACUGUCUGUGCAGAGCAAAGGACGAUGCAGAUGCGUCCAGUCGCAUAACAGCUUCCAUGAAGACAAGGAAGCUAUCAUCUCACAAUGAGAAGUUUCAAUUGCGUGUCAAAGCUCUCGCUUGCGACCUGUCUACCGACAUGCUUGGACUUCAGUCAAACAUGUACAAUGAGAUCGCAACACGGGCAACACUGAUUAUCCACAAUGCUUGGGCGGUUAACUUCAACCUUGGUAUUUCCAGCUUCGAACCACACAUCCGUGGAGCUGUCAAUUUAAUUAAUCUCGCCCUUGCAUCGCCUCAUCCACGACCAGCGGACUUUUACUUCGCAUCUUCAAUCAGUGCUGUCGGCGCUUGGCGUGGACCAGACUCGAUUCCAGAAGCCAUCACGGACGAUCCCUCUGUCGCUCAGGGGUUGGGCUAUGCACAAUCGAAGUGGAUCACUGAGAAGCUCUGUCAAGUUGCCUCUCAGCAGACACCUAUUCGGGCGGGCGUGCUACGAAUUGGCCAAAUGGUGGGAGACUCUCAGAAUGGCGUGUGGAACGAGACAGAAGCUAUUUCACUCAUCAUCAAGUGCGCAGACACAAUCGGAAUUCUUCCCAACCUUGAAGAGUCAGUCUCGUGGCUCCCAGUGGACUACGCAGCGAAGGUUAUCCUCGAUCUGGUCAAUAUUCCCCCUCAACAUUUGCCAUUGGGAGAGUGCCCAGUCUGGAAUGUGAUUCAUCCAAAGUUUGUGCAGUGGACGUCCAUCCUUUCGUCUCUCCAGCAUUCCGGCCUGAAAUUUAAAGCGCUCCCGAGGCACGAAUGGAUGAAGGCUUUGCGUGCUAGCCCUAUCGAUGAAGUGAACAACCCAAGCCGGAAGCUGUUGACCUUUUUUGAGAACAAGUACGGGCAAGAGGAACUGACUACGCGGUACCCAUUAUUGACGGUAGAAACUGAGAAAGCAAGUAAGAGUCUCAGGAGCGCACCUAUUGCUGAUGUUGGACUGGUGGGGAAGUGGGUAGCUGCAUGGAGAGAGACAGGUUUUUUAGCUUGAAAGCAGUUGGUUCAACAAUCGAGACUGGUAUGCUCAGACUCGUCAGUAGAUCAUCAGAUAGAGAUAUUAGGAAUAGACGCUCAGAAUUGUACGAUUUGAGUAGUGGCAUCAUGGUUGAAUACGAAGGCGAAAGCGG
This is a messenger RNA of Suillus subalutaceus, 3437 nucleotides long. Its product is annotated as L-aminoadipate-semialdehyde dehydrogenase. Bases 164 to 3301 code for a protein of 1045 amino acids. The record is from RefSeq and is a predicted model, not a curated record. The transcript has 15 exons. Gene Ontology annotation, molecular function: phosphopantetheine binding. NCBI's taxonomy places the organism in Eukaryota, Fungi, Basidiomycota, Agaricomycetes, Boletales, Suillaceae.